AGGCAGCCUGGGAGGUCACUGUCACACUGGGGCUCUCCUAAAGCAAAGCCGGUGAGAGGAAUGGAGCCCUGGUGCCCCAGAUAAAGGCAGGGCUGCGACAGAUCAGCUGAGGAGGGACAGCUGCACAGGGCCCGUCAGGGGCAGUCCCGGCCAACAAAGAAAAAGAGACUGGCCCUUCCCUCCCCGCCCAGGGGCCCAAGUAGACCCAAGGAGUUGGGUUCAGGAGGUGACAGAGCCUGGGAUAAACACCAGAAGACACUCUCUGCACCUUUUGGUUUCCUUCCUCUUGCCCAGACCCGCAAUGAAUCCACUACAGGAAGACAUAUUCUGCCGUCAGUUUGGCAACCAGCACCGGGUCCCAAAGCCCUACUACCGGAGGAAAACCUACUUGUGCUACCAGCUGAAGCUGCCCGAAGGCACCCUAAUUGACAAAGACUGCCUUCGAAACAAGAAAAAGCGCCAUGCAGAAAUGUGCUUUAUUGACAAGAUCAAGUCACUGACGCGGGACACAUCCCAGAGAUUCGAAAUCAUCUGCUAUAUCACAUGGAGCCCCUGCCCCUUCUGUGCCAAGGAACUGGUUGCGUUUGUCAAAGACAACCCCCACCUCAGCCUGCGGAUCUUUGCCUCCCGCCUGUACGUCCACUGGCGCUGGAAGUAUCAGCAGGGGCUGAGACACCUGCAUGCAUCCGGGAUCCCAGUGGCUGUCAUGAGCCUCCCAGAGUUUGAGGACUGCUGGAGGAAUUUUGUGGACCACAAGGACAGGUCGUUCCAGCCCUGGCACAACCUGGACCAAUACAGUAAAAGCAUAAAACGUAGGCUCGGGAAGAUCCUGAUGCCCCUGAAUGAUUUAAGGAAUGACUUCAGAAAUUUGAAACUUGAAUGACCAUCAACCCUCCCCCCGCCACCCACCCUGUUCCUGCAGCAUCUCAAUGCUUCAUAAACUGCUGACUCUUAGGAGCAAGUUGUGAGCUCCACGUGCACACCAGACCCUCCUCCCCGAGUCCAGGAAACCUUUCUUUUCCCCUUCAUUCUUCUGUUUUCUUGUAUAAGUGGGUAUAUAUUUUUGUAAUUGAAAAAAUAAAGAUGAUUUUCAAGUCUGUAAAA
Messenger RNA from Herpailurus yagouaroundi (jaguarundi), 1104 nucleotides. RefSeq names its product DNA dC->dU-editing enzyme APOBEC-3H. Gene Ontology annotation, biological process: cytidine to uridine editing; defense response to virus; DNA cytosine deamination. Gene Ontology annotation, cellular component: nucleus; P-body; cytoplasm. Bases 302 to 883 code for a protein of 193 amino acids. Gene Ontology annotation, molecular function: zinc ion binding; RNA binding; cytidine deaminase activity. Lineage: Eukaryota; Metazoa; Chordata; Mammalia; Carnivora; Felidae. The record is from RefSeq and is a predicted model, not a curated record. The transcript has 5 exons.